Molecule: messenger RNA, 414 nt
Organism: Lactuca saligna
Lineage: Eukaryota; Viridiplantae; Streptophyta; Magnoliopsida; Asterales; Asteraceae
Source: the annotation of a GenBank genome assembly
AUGUCUAACUCGAUGCCAAACCCUAAUGGACUCUACCCUAUAAUUGAUUUGAACUUCAAAGGUGUUUUUCUAAGAAAUCAUUUCUCGUAUAACCAUGGUAUCAAUUUCACUUUCAAUGAUCACGAUUUUUCUGGAAUGACAUACGAUGAAUGUAUCACCUUUCUCGAACGGUUCAUGCAAGAAAGUAUAAAGAAGUUAUACUACUGUGAACCAGGUAAACCCUUAAUAUCUGGAAUAACUGCUAUUACUAAUGAUGAAGACUAUGGUGGUUUCAUUUUUCAAGCAUAUGGGACAGAUGAAGAUGAGGAUGGAGAUGAUUCAUGCAUUAAGGGUGGUGAGAAUAAUGACGAAAUUGAUAGCCUAACAGAUGUGGAUGUGGACUUUAAUGAGGACAUAGUCACUAUGAAUAGUUAA